AAACUCCCUCCCUGCGCUCCCGAGUCAUAGAAUUUUCGGAAGAUUUUCGAUUUUAAAUCAAAAAUGCAAAAGGACGUCUUAUGAAAUCUAAAUAAGUCAAAAUUGCUGUUAAUCAAUGGCUAUAUUCAAAAUCAUUCGUUUACGGCGUCUGUUUUCGAAAGUACUAUUGACGGCCCAGUCAUUGGCGCAGAAGAGCUCUUGUAUGUUUUCCACGACGUCACAACAUUGUGCUAGCCAUUAUGACGUCCUGGGUCUCACACCUAAAGCGACGCAAAAUGAUAUUAAAUCCGCGUACUACAAACUAUCCAAGGUGUACCAUCCUGACAAAUCCGAUAAUGAAACGUCAGCUAAAAACUUCAGAGCAAUAACGGAAGCAUAUGAAGUUUUGGGAAAUGUCAAUCUGAAGAAAAUGUAUGACAGGGGGUUGCUGGUAGGGAGGGAAAAUACUACGCGUAUGGAAUAUAAACCAGAUCCAGAGCCCACCGAUCCUGUACUUAAGUUUUAUAAAUCACGCACAUUACGACACAUGAACUACACUGUAGAUAAUCGGCCAGUCUAUGACUUUGACACUUGGACCAAAGAACACUACGGAAAUCUGUUUAGACAAGCUCAGUUUGAUAAAGAUAUGGUCAAUAAAAAGCAACAAAGACGAGCCGAAAUAAUUCGUAAUAAUAAUCAAGAAGCGUUAAUCUACAUGGUGUUUGCAUUAGGAGGACUAUUUGUCUUGCUCUUAUUUCAGGGCAAGUCAGAAUAUGAUAUAGAUAAGGUUUCUGUAAAUAAGCAAAGGAAAGACGAGACUAAGUAGAACAUUUGAAUGAGUCACC
Molecule: messenger RNA, 824 nt
Organism: Hyposmocoma kahamanoa
Lineage: Eukaryota; Metazoa; Arthropoda; Insecta; Lepidoptera; Cosmopterigidae
Gene: DnaJ-11
Product: dnaJ homolog subfamily C member 30-like
Exons: 5
Coding region: 116-805 (229 amino acids)
Source: RefSeq, a predicted model, not a curated record